AUGAUCAAGAGAGCAGGCGUAACGUACACACAAACCGAAAACGGACAUCCGAUAGUUCUAAUGCCGGCUAACAUAGGACCUAAGAAAUUGAAGCGGAUGUCCUUUCGGAAACCCCGGAAACGUCGCUACUGCGCGGUGUCGCGUCGUCACCGAACGUCGUUCGACUUGACGAAUCAAGUGAUCGUUUACUUCGAACCGGGAGGCAGUGGAAAAUACGAAGUGGUUGGUGGCAGCACUCCUGGUCACGGCGGUGGUAACGAGCACUUCCCUGCGCGACAAAAGACGGUCGAACUCGACGUGACGCCGGUGGACGGGAACCGCAAGGGCAGGCCCAAAGGAUCGAAAAAUAAGUCGCCGCCGUCGACGUCGUCGCCAUCGGGAUCCAGCGCGUUCAACUACCGGUGCGAGAAAAGGUCGCUGACGUACACGUUCGCUGGUCCGGUCAAGUGCAAGUCGUGCGACCGGACGUUCAACGGCGACCCGGUGGCCCACUGUCUGGAGCAUCACAAAUCCGUGUGUCCCAUAUGCGGCCGCACGUACCGGCCACCGCUGUCCGCGCACAUCAAGUCGCACGGGUCCCGGUACGUGUCACUGACUGUUUCUUGUUACGAGUGUUACGCGUGCAAGGAGAAGUUCGGUAACCAUUCGACCAUGGCCGAACACAUACUGACCGUACACUCAGUCACGGCCGCCGAGUGUUCGCUGUGCGGUGCCGUGGCGUUCGAAACCGUCGGCGCGGCCGUCAAUCACCUGGUAGACGCGCACUGUCCAAGGAAGACGUUCAGCCACCCGACCGUGUACCGGUGCCGAGUGUGCCUAGCCGGGUUCAAAACCCAGAUCAACGUGCUGCGGCACGCGUGUAACAAGAUCAAGUCUCCGCAAUGCGGACAGUGCGGCAAGUCGUUCCCGUCCAAGAUGCGGUACGCGUUUCACCUGCAGUUCCACGAACACCCGAAGUGGGCGACCAUGCAUCUGCACUGCGACUUGUGCCUGGCCGAGUUCGACGACGAGUAUCAACUGUACGAUCACAUCCGGUUCCGGCACGAGCUGCACGACAAGGCUGUGUGUGAGGUGUGCGGCCGGACGUUCAAGUCGUCCAUGGGUCUCAACAUCCACCGCCGGUAUCACACCGGGUCACGGGACUUUACGUGCAAGUCGUGCGACAAGUCGUUUUUGAACAAGUCCACGCUCCGGGAGCACGAGAUCUCGCACAUGGACGUCAAGCCGUUCCAAUGUCACAUAUGCGGCCAGUAUCUGAGCCGCGCGUCCAGGCUCCGGUCGCACGUCAAGACGCACCGGGCCGCCGAGUCGACCGAACAAACGUGUUACGGCUGCAGUGAAUGCGGUUACGUGGCGCCCAACCCGGCCGCGGUCGCCGACCACUCCAGCAAGGAGCAUUGCGGCGAUGACGCACGCACGACGGCGGCAAACGAGUGUGGAUGUUACGCGGUGCAACUGCCGUCGGUGGUCAAGUGCGAGUACUGCGACUCGACAUAUCUAGACGCAGUGCACUUGAACCGACACCGUGAAGCGGCGCACGCGGGCGGAGGAUCUGGCGACGCGGAGGCGUUCAUCUGCGUGGUGUGUUCGUCCACGUUCAGCACGUACUCCAGGUUGACCACGCACAAGUUGACGCACGGCAUAAACAUGGAGUCCUCCUGUAACGCGCCCGCUCAACAGCAACUUGACGAGCAACAGCAAAAACUACAGCAGCAACAGCAGAUGCAACCCGCGCCUGACCAGGUCCCCGACCGGUUCGAAAUACCGCAAUUUUUCUCUUGUGAGCACUGCGCCAAGAUGUGCUUGCACUACACGUACUUUUGCCUACACCGGCGGCUCAAACACCCGCCUGGCGUGCAGACGCACACGUGCGACCAGUGCGGCGUGGACUUUAAGACUUCCUGGAGACUGACGUACCACAAGAAAACCGCGCACGGGCACCCGGCGGCCGCGGCGGACGAGAAACCGACUGAGAUGUUCAACUGCACAGUGUGCUCCCGGCAGUUCGUCAAGAUUGGCGCGCUCAACCUGCACAAGACCCGCACGCACAUCGACGCGGUCGGCGACGUGUGCAAGUACCUGUGUCACCAGUGUGGCAAGUUUUUCAGCUCAGAGUUUUCGCUCAAGUCGCACGUCAAGACGCACGAGUUCGUCAUUGGUGGUUGCACCGACGAUCACGCGCACGACAACACCAACGAUUGCGACGAACCCGCCGCGAUAGCGUCACAGACGGUGCAGGCGCGGCCGAAUUACCGGCGGCGCACGUACCGGAAACAGGCGGUCGCCACAGCCGUACGUUCGGCCAAGAAGUCGUGUCCGUACUGCACCCAUACGAUCGAAGACGAGACGGCGUUCAUCGAGCACGUCAACGGUCACAUCCGGAGUUGCAAUACCGUAUUGCCGACGGGCACCGUUUGCGAGCUGUGCGAUGAGCAUUUCGCGGACUCCGCGCAACUCAAGCACCACCUGGACGACCACGUGAACGCGAACCAAGGCCUGCUGUGCCGGGCGUGCUACUCACCGUUCCUGUCGGCGGCCACGCACGAUGCGCACGUGGCCGCGGGAUGCCAGUUCGCCGUGACGAUGCCGGUCAACGCGAUCGGGGACUCGGCCCUAACCGCCGUUACGUCCGACGUGAGGUUCUCCGACCCGUCCACCGAUGCCGCCCCGGCCGACGUGAAAAUCACAGAACCGUCGACCGAUACCGCCCCGGCCGACGUGAAGUUCACAGAACCGUCCACCGCUGCCACCCCGGACGACGUGAAGUUCACAGAGCCGUCCACCGCUUCCAACCCGCCCGACGUGAAGUUCACAGAGCCGUCCACCGCUUCCGCCCCGCCCGACGUGAAAUUCGUCGGCACGCCCGCCGCCCCGCAAUCCGACGCCCGUCCGCUGAUCGUCGACUGUUCAGAGAUAUUCGCCAAAGGCGACGCGGUCACGCCGUCGUCGGCCGAGCCACCGCUCUUCAAGGUGCCGCCAGCUGACGAUAAAUCCACGGAAACGUCCGUGAUCGACGAGCUCCUGUCCAUACUGUCCACGCCUCGUUCGUUGGCCGCGCUCGAUAAUAUUGAUAUCCAACCGUCGGACGACAUGACGUUGGACGCAAUAUUCAACAGCAUCUCGGCCGCGGACUGACGUUCUUACGUAGAAUAAUCGAUAAUUAUACAACAUAAUAUAUUAUAUAGUAGAGAGUGUUCGUCGUGAUAACCACUGCGACUGACGCAGCAACCGCUUGGUUUCCCCCCUACCCGUUAUCCAUCACCCCCGUGUUUUCCUACUUGCAGUGGCGCGUUUGCGUUAUUUUUUUUACUCGCCCGUUUUUUACUGGCGCGUUUUUGCUUUUUACAAAGACAUUUUUCGAAAAGCACAUGCAUUUAUUUUGUCAUCGGCCACCAAAAACUGCAAACUGUAUACUAUUAUUUACUCAUAUCCCAUUAUUAUUAUUACGGUUGUUAUUGUAAUGUCCGGACGUCA
Rhopalosiphum padi (bird cherry-oat aphid) is the source of this 3474-nucleotide messenger RNA. RefSeq names its product zinc finger protein 26-like. Gene Ontology annotation, molecular function: RNA polymerase II transcription regulatory region sequence-specific DNA binding; DNA-binding transcription factor activity, RNA polymerase II-specific. NCBI's taxonomy places the organism in Eukaryota, Metazoa, Arthropoda, Insecta, Hemiptera, Aphididae. The record is from RefSeq and is a predicted model, not a curated record. The transcript has 2 exons. Bases 1 to 3135 code for a protein of 1044 amino acids. Gene Ontology annotation, biological process: regulation of transcription by RNA polymerase II. Gene Ontology annotation, cellular component: nucleus.